Panonychus citri (citrus red mite) is the source of this 1001-nucleotide messenger RNA. RefSeq names its product 39S ribosomal protein L16, mitochondrial-like (gene mRpL16). The transcript has 5 exons. Lineage: Eukaryota; Metazoa; Arthropoda; Arachnida; Trombidiformes; Tetranychidae. Gene Ontology annotation, biological process: mitochondrial translation. The record is from RefSeq and is a predicted model, not a curated record. Gene Ontology annotation, cellular component: ribosome; mitochondrial large ribosomal subunit. The coding region runs from base 103 to 879 and encodes 258 amino acids. Gene Ontology annotation, molecular function: structural constituent of ribosome; rRNA binding.
CCAUAUGGUUUUGUUUAAUUUCGGUUUUUUUAUUUACUUUUUAAAUUGUUACAAUUUUGUUGAUCAAUUUUUGGUCUAAUUGAGUUAGAUUAAUAAAGUAUCAUGGUUUUAUCAAUUUUUGGUAAGCAGAUUACAUCUGCAUCGAAGAUAUGUGCAAAUAAUCCUUGUCAUCUUAUUUUCACCAGGAAUUCUGUUGGUUUGGCUCACAGUUUUUAUAAAGGUCCCAAAAAUCGCGUUGAAGUGCCACCUUCGUUUGAUCAUAUUAUCCUACCUGAUCCGGAAUACAGAAAAUUACCAGCACUUCAAAGUGUUCCAACUACUCCAAAUAACAAAGAUGAGAUGAAAAUCGCUCGCAGAGAUUAUGACGCAAAAGGACCUGAAACAAUUCAUAAUCGUCUUCUUUAUAAUCAAUAUGGUUUAGUGGCUUUAUCUGGUGGUCAUUUAUAUCCAACCCAUUUGAAGAUAAUUAGAGAUUCGGUUAAUCGUUAUGUGUCAAAGGAUAGAUUUGCUGUUUGGAGAAUCGAACCACCAUGGAAAACAAUCACUCGAAAGUCACCUGGUAAAAAACUCGGAGGAGGUAAGGGUAGUGUCUUUUGCUAUGCUACCCCAGUUCGAGCUGGUCGAGUUAUCUUUGAAUUUGGAGGAAAAGUCGAAUUUGAAAAUAUUCUGAAAAUGUUAUUAGGUGUUGCAAGAAGAUUACCUAUUGAUGCUUUACCUGUUUAUUCAGAAUUUUUCACCGAAUUUCAAGAAGAAAUGGCCGAAAGAGAAAAGAACAACCUGAAUCCUUUGACCCUCGAACAUGCAGUGAAAAAUAAUCUAGCCGAUUGUAGGAAAUACAUGACAGCUUAUGAAUUAUUAACAAACGGAAGAUACAGAUAGAAAUUUGGACAACUUUUCGCUUUUCACUUUCAACAAUCAGUUAAUUGUCAACACAAAGUAAUGAGCAAAUUUAUAUGUUUAGUAUGUAAAUUAAAUUAUUGUUAUAAUCUGUACAAGAUAAA